This is a messenger RNA of Lucilia cuprina (Australian sheep blowfly), 2575 nucleotides long. RefSeq lists its product as uncharacterized. The transcript has 7 exons. NCBI's taxonomy places the organism in Eukaryota, Metazoa, Arthropoda, Insecta, Diptera, Calliphoridae. The record is from RefSeq and is a predicted model, not a curated record. The coding region runs from base 159 to 2513 and encodes 784 amino acids.
UCAUUAUAACAUAACAUUAACAAUCAUCAAUUUACAUUCCUUCCAUUCUGUUAAUUUGUUCAUUUCUAAUUUUGGGGGUUCCCCCACCUUUGCCACGUGAAAGAAAAUCAUUUAUAAAUUGAAUCGAAUCGCAAUCGAUCGGUACAGUAGACAACAGUAUGAUGUCAAAGGAACAGUUACAACAGCAAUUGCGUGAAGACAUUGGAAGUGAUGAGAUUCCCAUUGUUAAAUCUAUGGAUGUUUCAGCGCUUUCCUUGCAACAACUCAAAGAAUUAAUGUUGGAACAUCAGCUAUCUCUGGAAGGCAGUCGUGCGGAAAUGGAAAAUGCCUUGAUUGCAUCAUUGGGUUGUAAGCAAGUCGAUAUAGUUGAAAUGGUUACAAUUGAUACUUUAAAUGUUGUCCAAUUGGAAGAGUUAUUGAGUGGAAUUUCUCGACCACCACCAUCUGAAGAGAAUGUUAUGGGUAAUAUCGAGGAAAAUAUUGUGGAGGAGCCUGAAAUUGAAAUUGCAGCACAAGAACCUCCGGCACUAAAUUCACGUAAAAAAACAAUAAAAGAAGCACAGCAGGAGUUGGCGCAUAAUUGCGGUUUCCAAGAUAAAAUCAUAUGGGAUCUACUAGGAUCCAAUGAUGCCAAUGUUAUGAAGGAAAAAAUAAAACAAUUAAUACCAGAUCAAGAAAAAGGACAAAAGACAAUUGAAAAUCUAAGAAAUGUUAUUUUCGAAAACGUCUGGGCUCAAAGGAAAUACACAAAUCGCUCAUCGGUUUCUUAUAUAUUUUAUGUAAUGGUAACAAAAGAUGAAGAUUUCAACACUGCUCCCGAAUCCACUGAGUUUUCAUGUCAUCCAGUAUUUCGCUGUAAAAAAUGCGAUAACAACUCCGAUAGUAGCAAAUGCUGUAUGAUUUAUGUAGACGAAACCGGUAGAGUUUAUCAGAAUUGGAAAUCUUUUGUAAAUGAAAAUGUUUUGCCGGCUGGUACAAUGAUUGCACCACGCCAUGGUAUUUAUAACUUUGAUAAAAAUAAUGAUGUUAUAUUAGACAUCUAUUGUACACCCAGUGGGACAGCAGGUGCUAAAUUUAUGAAUGCAGCACAAACUGGUUCAGCGGUAGCGGGCAUUGGGGCAGCUUGUGUGCCUUUAGCUGCUUUAGCUAUGCCCAUAGCAGCUCCUGUUGUAGCUGUAGCUGGUUUAAUUGGUUUAGGCGUUGGCGCAUUUACAUCCGUAACUUCAGCUUUACAUUUGUCUGAUCGUGCGAAGCAUGAACAGUCUAUAAGUUUAAAAGAUAGCCAAGCUAGAGGCAGUUAUCUGGGUAUGGUGGGUGGUGCGAUAGGCGUGGCUGCUGCUGGUGCCACGGCCGCUAUGACAUCAAUGGCGGCAGCUGGUAAAGCUACUGCGGGUAUAGAAGUUUUUGUUAAUGGCAUUAAUAUAACAUCAAUUGUUCUUUCCGGUAGUGGUGUUGCAAAUGGUGUUUUAGAUCUAAUAUUUAAAUAUAAUGAUGAUGAAAAAAUUUCCUCGCUAGAUGUUCUACAGUUAUCAGCAUCUUUGGUGCUAUUUACACAUUCACUCUAUAACUUUCAACUAGCUUCACAAAUCGCCAAUGAUGCUCGUGUCAAAUCUAUACAAACCUAUCGUGAAACUUUAAGUAAUCGUCAAAGAAAAAUAUUUGAUAAAAUGUCAAAAGAAACUGUACGCAUACGUGGCAAUACUCAGGGUAAAAUGGAUAUUAUACGUGGUGUUAAUGAGAUUCCCGAUCGGCAAUAUUUAAAUGAUUUAUUUAAAAUUAACAAACAAUUGAAUAAGAAAAGUAUACGACCGGCUUUUGCUGAAUCUGGCAAGGGGGUGGUUUUGAAUAAUGAAUUACCCGUCGAAACGUCUGUGCUAAGACAAAGUGUACAACAUCAAAAGGGUCCUAAUAUAUUGGAACAAGUUUCACAACCCAUACCCUCUACACACAAUUCCGAUACCUAUACAACACAAACCCCCAAAAUGGCCAGAUUAUUGUAUUCCACCGGAAAUGUUGAACAAAACAUUGACAUGAAUCAAGAUCCCUUAAAUCCCCCUAAACGCUCACAAAAUGCUAUAGCUAUUUUGCCUAAUCUUGCAGUUGGCUUACCAAAUGGUAUUGUCAUAAUGCUAGAGCUGUAUGGCAAAAUGUUUUUGGAUAACAUUGCCGAUGGUUAUAAAUUUCAAGAUGUUAUUUUAACGAUGGCCAAUCAUUUGCAAGAGAAUGUAUUGAGAUAUUUAAUGGAAUUGGCUAAAACAUUUAUAGAAAAUUUCCUAAUUGAGAUUGAAAGAGUUUUGAGUUUAUUUAUACCCACAGAAUCGGUUUUAUAUCGUAUAUUAAUACAUGUUACAAAGAAUUAUAGUGAUUUAAGCUAUGAAUACAUAUCAAAAAAAGGUCAUGAAAUUAUAAUGUCUAUUAAGAAAUUUUAUCUAUCAUUAAAUCCAAAUAAUCCCCAUGGAUUGUCAAAGAAAUGUCCAGUUUGUCAGGGUAUGUUUUAUAUAUGUCAAUUAUAAAUAUAUAUUAGAUAUACUUUUACACUAAAGAUGCCUUGGGAACCUAUAUACAUAUAUACACA